Molecule: messenger RNA, 1379 nt
Organism: Rhipicephalus sanguineus (brown dog tick)
Lineage: Eukaryota; Metazoa; Arthropoda; Arachnida; Ixodida; Ixodidae
Gene: Nup50
Product: nuclear pore complex protein Nup50
Exons: 8
Coding region: 156-1265 (369 amino acids)
Biological process (GO): protein import into nucleus
Cellular component (GO): nuclear pore
Source: RefSeq, a predicted model, not a curated record
UUAUGCGGAGGAAUGUGUAGAUUCCAACAGACACGUGGCUGAGAGUGGUCAUCAUUUCCUGGUUGCUAUCGAGAACGGAUUUGAUAGCACCGGCCCUAGUUAUAUCGCUGCGGUUCGUCUGUUGCCGGUACCGAAACGGUGAAUUUCUGCUUCGUAUGACAAGAAACAUGGCAAAGCGGCAGGCGACCAAAGAACUCAACGCCGAUAACUGGGAAGAAGACGAUGAACCCGAAGAUCAAGGCCAGUUUAAGAAAGCUGACGAGAAGGAAAUCGAGCGCCGCGUGAUCAGGACUGCCAAGCGUAGCCUCACCAACACGGCAGCCCCAGCUAGCCCCUUCGGCAGCUUCAGUGGUUUCAGUACUACUAAUGCCGCAAAGCUACCAGAUGCCUCGCUGCCCAAUGGCUCUGCGCCAUCAGCAGCACCUGACAAGGAGAAACAAAAUGCAGAUCCAGUUUUUCUAGGCAAGCUAAAGCGCUUAAACGAGUGCCUGCUGAAAUGGGUAAAGAAGCAUGUGGAGUCCAAUCCGUUCUCGGAUUUCAGUCCAGUCUUCCGGGAUUACGAACGUCAUCUAGCCGAAAUCCGAAAGUCAUGCUCGUCUGGGCCUGAGUCAACCAAAAGUAGUGCAACCACACUUCCCACAUUCAAGUUUACACCAUCAGACUCCAGCAGUACUUCUUUCAGCUUUGGCCAACCACCUAAAGAUGAUGCAAAGUCAGAUGCUCCUGCCUCAGAGCCAUGCAAGACAUUUGUAUUUGGGAAUCAGGCUGCACCUACAUCUUCAUCUCUCCCGAAGCCAACCUUCACGUUCGGACUAUCAGCGGUUGCUCCAGCGACUACAGCUGCGAAGAACGGUUCCGAUGAUGAAGAGUAUGUACCUCCAAAGGAGGAGUUUGCACCAGUUGAAGAGAAGGAUGCUGUGUACACGAAACGGUGCAAGCUGUUCCAGAAGAAAGACAAUAGCUACACAGAGAGGGGAGUGGGCAUCCUCUACAUCAAGCCUCAAAAGGAUAAAUACCAGUUGCUUAUCAGGGCUGACACCAGGCUGGGUAAUAUAUUGCUAAACAUCAUGCUGGCCCCGUCAUUACCGGUGUCUCGUUUGGGCAAGAACAAUGUGGGACUGGUGUGCAUUCCAAACCCACCAGUGAAUGGCAAGGAUGAUUCAGCAAGCCCGACAACCAUGCUGCUUCGUGUGCGAACCUCAGAAGAUGCCGACGAACUGAAAAACGCUUUGGAGCGCUACAAAAGCGAGAAGAAGGACAGCUGAGUUUGGGUGGUCACAGCCUGCAAGUGGAACAGAAAAUUGAUCCCAGGUUGCUAGCCUGGUUUGUUACUUGAGGACGAUGCCAAGUGGAAGCAUCCACUUUGUUGGCUAUUAAAA